AUGACGCCUUACAAUCUCGAAAAAGAUAAAGUUAGCCAUAGCUCCCCCACUUGUAAUAUCCAAGACAAGAAGAACAGCAUACCUCCAAGGGAAAAAGAGGUUAAUUUCCUCAGGAUGUUGAAUAUUAAGCUCCUAUAUUUUUCAAUUCUUCUAUUACUCAUGGUUGCUAUCACACUCGUUUCAGCUUCUAUCAAUACUGCCACCAGACCUCUUCGGUUUAGAAAUGUAUCCUUUGAUGAUAUCCAACGACCUCGGAAUGCGGCUAACGCUGCCGAAUCUUCUAUACUCCAAAAUGUUGUGCAGAGGUACAUGAGGGGAAUUUAUCAAAAUGAAAUAGCGCAAGAUGAUCAGAUUGAUCAGGAUACGAGCGGUCUCCCCCGUUCAAACUCCAGGCUUGAACACAACAUAGCUGAAUUGGUAAAGAGGUUACCAGCGAAUGCAAACAGCACUACUAAUAACGAUCCAAUUAUGCCUUUGAAUACUCAAGGACCAACCUCUGUCCCAACUAUGUCCUCUUCCGAAAGCAUGAACUUGUCUCCAUCAACUUCCACAUACUCACCUACAUCUGAAGUCAUGAGUCAAAUGCCGCAACAGUCCUCUGACGCACCCCAUCUAGGGGUAAAUACGAGUGGAUCCGCGGAACUAACGAGCAUCAGUCCAACAUCUAAACUACCACAAGCUGCCACUACCAACAACAGAUCCAUUAGUGAAUCUACAAGUGAAGGCCUAUCUGCAACAAGCACCAAAUCGGUAAACACACCAUCAUCAGUCAAACACCCUAUAACCAGACAAACUAUCUAUACGACUACACUUCCUGAUGGUGUUGUAUCCACGCUAACCAGCACUACUGUUGUUCCAGCUGAGUCAGAUCCAUCGGAAAACACCAAUGCUUCUAAAACUAGACCUGCCCCCGGUCUUCAGACUAAUGUAGCACAUUCAUUAAAGAAUGUGAAAUUAAGAGGCACGUUUGGGAUGAUGAUCUUAUUAGUAUGUGCUUUUUAA
Messenger RNA from Blumeria graminis f. sp. triticale, 1002 nucleotides. The record is from the annotation of a GenBank genome assembly. Lineage: Eukaryota; Fungi; Ascomycota; Leotiomycetes; Helotiales; Erysiphaceae.